ACAUCGAUACGUCUAUGUUUCUCUUACACCUCUAAGCUGCACAAUAAAUUUAUUGUUUUCUCGACCGAUUGCGAAGAAAAUCUGGAUAUCCGUGGUAGAUAAACAAUGCUGCAGCGCUAGAACCCGGAAAUCGAAGUGAAUACGCGUUUCGGGAGGUUGUAGAUACACCUUGCAGAACGCGAAAAUCGCACUGAAUCAGAAGUCAGCCCACCUGGCAGUGUGUGCGUGCGUGUACGUGAGUGAGAGUGUGCUGUCGCAGUGUGCGUGUGUUUGUGUAAAAAUGAAAAUCAGUCGGAUUUGUAUCGUCGUUGUACGUCUUUUAGGCAUUUAGCCAGGCUUUUACACAUUUCUACAAUUCUUACCAACAGUGGGAGGGACUUUCCCCCCGCACUCACAGGACACGAUACACAUCACAUGCAACACCUGUGCACUCGAAAAACGAUAGACGGAUCUAGCGCGCGGAUUAACUUAACUUAGGAACACGGAUACGGAUUAUACACCAUAGUUUCGGAAAAAUACAUUAGGGAACCGCUUGCUAUGCUGUUUCAUCUCCGCCAGAGAAUCACGACAAUCACCUGCUGAAACACCGAAGACAGCCAGCAGCCCAGAGAACCGAGAAUUUCAUUCACAGAAGCUACGACCGCAGUCGAAAACCGAAACCCGCUUCAAGAUGGCUAUUCCGCCACCCCCGGGACCACCACCGCCGCCAGGACCUCCACCGCCUCCGGCGAUGGGUGGUCUUAAAUUGGGCGGCGCGGGAGGAGCAGACGCCCGAUCUGCACUGCUGAGUUCGAUCCAGAAGGGAACAAAACUGAAGAAGACCACCACGGUGGACAAGAGUGGGCCAGCGCUGUCUGGCAAGGUGUGCGGAGGAGAUGGAGGAGCAGGUAUCGGAGCUAAGCGAACCCUCAACAACAACACCAGCACCAGCAAUCACAACAACAGCAGCAGUAGCAGCAAUGGCCUUGGCAAUGGAACCCCCAAAUUGGGAGGCCUGUUCGAAGGCCUCUCGCAAAUGCCAAAACUGAAGCCCGUGAACGGCAUUCGCGCAACGCCAUCCGCCGGCUCGGCAGCAACAACGACAUCGAAAUCCACAACGAACUCAUCCGCUCAGCAGCGGAGCAACAGCCCCCCCGCCGCGACGAGCGCCUCGAAUGCCAGCAACGGACCCAUGGACUUCAACACGGAGCUCACCAAGCACUUGACGUUGAAGCGCCAAAAACAGCAGCAGCAGCAACAACCACAGCCACCAACCAACAACACACAUAUCAAUGCAACAGAAGCCAAUCUGAGAACAAAUCGGGGACCACCACCGCAACCGCCAAAGUCAGCCAACUCAAAUGAUUCGAUCUUGGAGCGCAUGAACAUCCCCCGCACAGCGCCGACACCCCCCUUCGGCAACAGUUCGAGUGUCAAAGCGGCAUCGCCCACGCUCUCGGACAGCGGCAGCAACAGCAGUGGGAGUGGAGGUGGAAGUGGAAGUGUCAAGAGCAAGGCGGCCAACCUAAAUAUCUCGUUAGGCAAUAGUUUUGUAAAUAGUUCAAAAUCAACCGUGAGUGCCUCGACCGCGUCCUUAAACAGCAGUCUAACCUCCUCGACGGGAUCAGUACGCAAUCUGGCGCCAAAUAAGUCCACUCUAUUUGGUGGCAGCAGUGGCUCUAGUUCCGGUUCGAGUUCUGGUGGUGGUUAUGCAUCUGUGCAUAAAUCCUCGCCACCCUCAACGGCAGAUAGCACGCCGUCGGUGACGCCCACACCGCCACCGCUUCAGCUGCCGAUGAAGCCGGCCAUCAGCUUUGGCAAGCCCAAUUUUGCUCCGAAGCCACCGGGCUUGAAUCAACUGGCGAUGGCCAACGGACAGCAGCGUCCGGCGGUGACCAGGCACCACAGCAUGAAGUCGCCCAGAUCUCCGCCUGCGGCCGGUAUCGUCAACGGCCUUGUGUUCCCCACCCAGCAGCAUUUAGGCACCCUGCGCGGUCCACUGCAGUUCCAUGGCAGCGAAUCCAGCAGCCCCAACACCAGUGCAGGCAGUAUGAGAUGUGCCCCUAACCCGCCAAAGUCCCGCCCAUCGGUAAAACCACCACCGCCACCCACGCCGGCUCGCAGUUUCUCCAACACCAAUCUGAACAAUAUCGGCGGAUCGACGAUGUUCAGUGCGGUGAACACAGCUCUUAUCCAGAGCUCGGCCAUCAGUUCUCAGGCUCCCUCACCGCCAAUUACCCAGCCGCCAUCAUCGUCGAGCAGCAGCAAUAGCGUGGCUGCCCUGCGCGACCAAUUCCGUGGAGGCGCCGGAAUGUCUAACGGAGCACCAUCACCGCCACUGCCGCCGACGCCCGCACCCUCGUCCAAUCCAUCCUCAGCAAGCGCCAGUCCCAAAUCGUUGCUGCGAGACAAUGUCAAACCUAUUAUCCUAAAUGGAGGUCCUCUAAAUCCGCCAGCGCCGCCACCACACCGCAGCUGCCCACCUCCGCCGCCUCCACAGCGACAGUCGAGCAAUCAGGACCGAGUGAAGUACUGGAUAGACAAGACGGUGUACUCCUUUAAGAAGAUACUCCAUAUAAAUCGCCAAGGGAGGCACAGUGGCGAGUCAGUCAAGGUUAUCAAUAUGCUUAACAGCAAGCGCAACGGUGGUUCCGGAUCGGGAUCAGCGCCAGUUCCGCCGCAGCGUCACUCAUCCAUUCGGCCCAACGCCCCAUCGACGCCACCAACGCACAUGGCCAAUGCCUCGCAUCAGUUUGGCAGCAGCUCGGGCUUGUCAUCAGGCUCGGGAGCAGGAGCUGCAGCCAGCGUGGGUCGACUGGUCAACGACUUGGAGACCAAGUUCGGGAAGCGAUUCCACAACGUCACUGAAUUCCCCAAGCCGCCGCCGUUUCUAAAUAUACAAAAAGUCUAUCCUAGUCGCACGUUUAAGGCCACCAAUGCACCCGGAAACAGCAGCGUGAACAACAACAACAACGCGGUGGCAAGCAACAAUAAUACGACCUCGAAUCCUAAUCCUGGCGGGUUCGGAGGAGGAUUAGCUCCAGUGCUAAAGCCGGCGCACGCUCCACUGAAAAAGCAUCGGGCACCGGCUCCACCUCCUCAAGCUGGCGUGGCAGCCGCCACGGUAUCAGUCAUCCGGCAAUCAAGUUUCCUUUACGGCGGAGCGGCAGGUGGUUCCAGUGGCUCCACCAGCAUACGGCCACAGUCCCAGCCACCUGGAAUCGGUCCGCGGAACUCCACCGUCUACUGAACUUAGGGCUUGAUCUGUAUAUACAUAAGUGUGUGCAUGUGGAGUGUGUGUUUGUGGCUCGUUGUUGAUGUAUGUUGUAAGCGGGAGUGUUUUGUGCCACAGGCAAAAGUUCAAAAGUCAAUGAAAAGUGCAAUAAACCAAAUACCAUGGCACACUGAAAAGACCCAAUAGAGAACCUGAAGAAAGGGCAGGCCCAUGCUAAAAAAUCACCGAUAAUUCGUUCGCGUCUUCCCAGGCUGCACUUAAUAAAUGGCUAAAGCAGAGAACAAAAUAAGCCGCACAUAAAAUUUGUAUAUAGAAUUAGCACCAAGUUAGUGAAAUUAAUUACCCAGCUCCAUCUAUACCUUUUAUAGGCGGGUGUAAAUGAUUGUAUGUACAUUUAGGAGCGCGCCUCUUUGCAUAAAUAUCUUACUAGACUGAACAUGUUAAAACCCAACAGCAACAAAUAAUUAAUGUAAUUAUAUACAUACGAUAUUUAGAAUCGACUAUUGUACGACUUAAUCCCCUAGAGCAAUACACACACACAAACAAGAGAAAUAUGUUAACAAUGAAAUACUGAAGCACAACCGAGGGCAUUUCAACGAAACUCGCCACAUUCCAUUUCAAAAUUCUUUAGUUCAAUGUGCAAUACGAGAGUUGGUGUGAUAAUCUCGAAAGUAUUUAGGUAUUAUCUAUCAUCUGUGGUUUUCGGUAAACGUUUGUUAAACUCCUUAUUGGGCGAUAAUUAUUGGAAGUGAACAUAAUGCAUAUUUAUAUUAUUAUCCUUAUUAUUAACUCAAUCAUUGUUG
Messenger RNA from Drosophila melanogaster (fruit fly), 4017 nucleotides. It is a transcript of the gene Vrp1, whose product is annotated as verprolin 1. Bases 671 to 3229 code for a protein of 852 amino acids. The transcript is spliced from 10 exons. NCBI's taxonomy places the organism in Eukaryota, Metazoa, Arthropoda, Insecta, Diptera, Drosophilidae. The record is from RefSeq and is marked reviewed. Gene Ontology annotation, molecular function: actin binding.